GACCAAAUAUAAACAUUUUUUACUAAACAUUCAAAUUCAGUUAAUUCAAAAAUAUCAAAUAAACAAAGCCACUUAUUGCAUUCGUUUGUUUUUCUAUUCAUUAAAAAUCAUGCUACAAAUGCUCCUGUUCUUAAAGCAAAAUGCUGCCCAAUGUUUUAAACUGAUAUUUUCCCUUGUUUGACCUUACAAAACAUUUCCAUCGUCAAAUAAAUGUUUGACCAAAAAAUAGGAAAAUAAUUGAUCAUAUAUGUUCACAUUAUGGACACAUUGGUCAAAUUUUUGUUUUCCGGCAAAUAAUUUUGUUUUCCCAAAAUCAGCUGUUUUUGUAUUUACCGUCAAAUAAUAUUUGGUGGUCAGAUUGUGACAAAGAAAUAUUUCACAUUUUUCGUCAAAUAUUUGCCCAAUGUGACCUUACCUUUAGAGUGAGAAGCAGAAAGAAGAAUAUUUAAAUUAUAGAACAAUUCCUCUUCUAUAGGAAACCCACCAAUUCCAGUAAUCUUGGAAAUACUUCAGGGCCUGAAACCAGUUUUAGAUACUAAUGAUAUGGAAAAAUUCCUUAGCUCUAGAAAUCCAGACUCUGCGGAACGUGCAGACGACAUUUCCUACAAAAUGAUUGAUAGCCUUAAUAACUGCGGGAAGUCCAAAGUUUUCAACGCUCUUUCAAACAUGUGGACCAAAGGUGAAUUCCCGGGCCAGUGGAGAUGUGUGUCGAGGUGGGCCCUGUACCAAAAAGGAACAAAGAUUUGUCUUAUGUAAAAAAUUACAGACCAGUAGCAUUAAUUUGCACUGGACAAAAAAAUUUGGAGAGCGCCCUAAAACCAAUUAUUCAACACUUUUUAAAUGAAGAUAACGCAAUCCCCAGAAGGUCUUACGCAUUCAUGCAAGAUGAUUUUCUGUUACUGUGUCACGACAAAGAUUUAAAAAGUACAAAAAAAUCCUUGCAAACAAAAUACAGGAAUUACACGAUGUGGAAAAAAAUUAAAUUUCAACAUGGAGAAAAUUAGCGUCAUUAAUUUCAGCAAAAGAUGACAAGAUCUGAACAUCACGAUCAACUACAAAAAAUUAAAUCAGAAAAAAACAUGAAAUUUUUGGGUGUUCAUCUCUCAUUAAGCGGGUCCGCAAAGAUUCAUAUCGAUUCUGCAACUUCAUCAAUAACUCGCAAUUGUUCAUUCCUCAAAAUAUUAAGCUGUUGCAAAUUCGGUGUAAAACCUUCAAAAGCUUUGCAUUUUUAUAAAGCAUUUGUAAGACCAAAAAUUGAAUAUGAUGCCUCAGCCAUUUCCAAUUCAAUAAAAACGUCUGAACAAAAGCUUUAAGUGUGUGUACAGAACAGUUUGGGUUUAAUUAAAUCUACUCUAGUUCCAAUUAUUUAUCAAUUGACUGUGGUCUCGAUUUAGAUUUGAAUUUACCUGGAGCAAGCCUUGUGAAUCAAAAUGACCAAAUUAACACCAGUUACGCCUAUGUUUGGAGGAAAUUUAAAAACACUCUUUUAAACAUAAACCCAACAAACUCUGUCAGUGAAUCGACGAAGGUCAUAAAAACAUAUGGAGACUUUUUUUUAACAAUAUCGUAAGCAGCAAUAAUGAGGCGAGUCAAGAUAUACAACAACUGAUCUAUAAACUCCAAAAUGAAGGUUUGAAUAUAUUGUUACGAAUAUAACUUUAGAUUUAAGUUAAUUUAGAUGAAUUCCGUUAAUUUAAGAAUUUGAAUUGUAACGUAAAUUUCUACUACGCAGUUUAUUUGAAUAACUUCACAACAACAACUACUGUAUAGAUUUUUCUACAUCCUUCCAUUUCCUCUUUCAUUUUCUAUUUUGUUGCUGACGUACAAUUCUUGUUAAACGUCAUCAUUGAUGAUCGCUUAAUUCCUCUUUCUUUGUUACCCCCUCGCCUGUGUAUGUGUUGUUGUUAUUGUUCACUCAAUGUAAGUUGUAUGUGUUCGUUGCAUUGGUAGAUUGUUCGUAAUCUAGGCGUUACCAGAUCGUCUAGAAACUUCUGUAGCGACAGGCGAGGCUCAUAUAAAUAGGGGAAAUGGAAAGGCAGUUAGUCAGUUGUGAAUCAGAUCGCGAAUUGAAACCGUCGAGUAAAGUAAAGUGCAAAGUAAAGUUGUGUGAAUAAAAUCAUUGUAAUAAUCGUAAUCCGAAAGAACCCGCGUUUUAUUUGGUACGAGCUGUAUUGGGAAAUAAAACAACGUCUACACGGGAUUAAGUAAAAUCCAAGAACGUAACAAUUGGUGUCGGAAGUGAGAUUACGAUAAUACUACGAUGAAGUUUAAGGAUCUACGAGUGGAAGACUUGAAGAAGGAACUUAAUAAAUUGGAAUUGUCCUCUACUGGCAACAAGGCUGAACUACAAAAACGUCUGUUGGAUGAGUUCGAGCGCCGUGGUAUGAACAUCGAUACAUAUGAGUUUGACAGUAAGGAUGAAGUGGAUUUAUCGGAAAUGGGCGAAUCCAACGGUGGGGAAGUCUCGUCAGUAGCUGCCAGGGGUGACGAUUUCAGAGAAAUGCUAGCCAAAAUGUUUGAGGAAAAUUUCAGAAGGUUCGAAGAAAAUUCAAGAAUAACGAACGAGAAACUCGAGUACAUUGCAGAAGUUAUUGGAAGGAGAGUGGAAACCGUGGAGGUCCAAAUAAAAGAGUUGGAUAAGAAAGUGCAGUCGGUUGACGAGAAAUUUCUGUCCCACGACCAUAGGGUUACAAAUCUGGAGAAGAAAAUUUCGGAACUGGAAAUCAAAGGUGGUCCGGUGCGAGUUCCUGAUAACACACUAAAAAUCAAACCUCCUGUAUUCGACGGCUCUACGUCAUUCAAUGUUUUCAAGUUACAGUUCGAGACAGUGGCUUCUAGAAAUUCGUGGAACGACAGCGACAAAGCGGUUGCACUACUUCUGACAUUGAAGGGCAGUGCUGCUGAUGUUAUACAGAGUAUUCCUGUCGCUUCUAGAAACAACUAUGAAGAUGUUAUUGCUGCACUGGAACGUAAGUACGGUGGCGAACAUAAACGAAACAUCUACCUUAUGGAAUUAAGGGGAAGAGUACAGAGGGCAAACGAGACGUUACAAGACUUUGCAGCUGAGGUGGAACUUUUGGUGCUAAUGACGUAUCCAGGAGAGGAUCACCCAUUGCUGGACCGUAUGAAAAUCGAAACCUUUGUGAAUGGCAUACGUGACCCUGAGAUUAAGUAUGCAACAUAUGCGUCACCAAAAGCAUCAUUUUCCGAAACUGUGUCGUUUGCCCUUGCCCAAGAGACGGCACGAAUAGUUGUUAAGCCCCAGACCCACAAGAUUCGCCAACUGGAGACCGAAGGUUGCGAACCCAAAUCUCUCGUUAACUCGAUCGAAGACGCCAUGAGGCGGGUAGUAGAAGAGACAAAGGCCUGA
This is a messenger RNA of Musca domestica (house fly), 3370 nucleotides long. RefSeq lists its product as uncharacterized. The coding region runs from base 2261 to 3370 and encodes 369 amino acids. NCBI's taxonomy places the organism in Eukaryota, Metazoa, Arthropoda, Insecta, Diptera, Muscidae. The transcript is spliced from 3 exons. The record is from RefSeq and is a predicted model, not a curated record.